AUGGGUCUCGGGGAACUGGUUCUUGCGCAGCUGACGCUGACCAAUCUGGUUCUCGGCUAUCUCGCUUAUAUCGUCUUGAAAUUCAUCUAUCAGAUCGUUUAUUAUCGCUUCUUCCAUCCACUUUCGGUCUUCCCGGGUCCAUUCUGGGCGUCCGUCACCCGACUCUGGAUAGCCUGGCAUAAUGUACAGGAGACAGAGCUUGCAGUCGUCUAUGAAGCGACAAAGAAAUAUGGCCCUGUUGUGCGAGUCACUCCUACAUUGCUCGUGGUCAGCGAUCCAACAAAGCUGCCGGAGAUCUACCACCGGAACGCUGAUAAGACUGGCCACUAUAUCACCGGGUCAUUCGGUGAAACUGAGUCGCUCUUUAACAUGAGGUCGCACAAGACCCAUGCCGCGUAUCGCAAGCACGCUGCUGGACCGUACAGUUUCUCCAGCGUUAAACGCAUGGAGCCUCUAAUUGAUGCCCGGAUUAAGGACUGGAUUGCCAAGCUCGACGAGCAAUUUGUCCGCACUGGCGAGGGUUUCGACUUCUCCUGGUGGGCAGUCUACAUGGCAUACGACAUUAUCAGUGAGGUUGGCUUCGGUGCACCUUUUGGCUUCGUCGAGAAGGGCGAGGAUGUCGGUGGACUCAUCCAGGGAUUCCACGACGGUCUCCCUGCAUUUGGUCUUCUCGCGCGUCUUCACCCUUUCACAAGCUGGAUCAAGACAACCUUCUUGAAGAAGUAUCUAGUCGCGAAACCCGAGGAUGACUCGGGAAUUGGUGUUCUCAUGCGCUUCCGCGACAGACUCAUCGAGCAGCGCGUUCAGGACCUCAAAUCAGACAAGGGCUUUUCACGGAUUGACCUGCUUCAGACGUUCCUCGAGGCGCGCACCGAGGACGGCCAGCCAUUGACAAUGGACUACAUCAAGGCAGAGAUCCUGCUUGUCCUGCUCGCGGGCGCUGAUACUACCGGGACAGUCUUCCAGGCGUUGAUCCACUACUUGCUCACCCACCAGGGCGUGUAUGAGCGGAUGAUGGAGGAAGUCGAUGGGGCAUUCAAGAAGGGCCUUGUCAGCGACGAAAAUCCACAGUACCAUGAAAUCCUUGAGCAUCUGCCCUACUUUGUUGCGUGCGUUCGCGAGACCCUCCGGGUGUGCCCACCAGCUCCGAAUAUCUUCCCUCGAUAUGUUUCGGAGCCAGGACUGGACCUGUAUGGAAAGAUGGCCCCCGCGGGAACUGAGAUAUCUGUAAACCCCUGGGUGAUUCAGCGUGACCCAAUUAUCUUUGGAAAAGACGCCGAGGAGUUUAACCCGGAUCGAUGGAUGGAUGCUGAGCGGACUAAGCUCAUGAACAAGUACAUGAUGACGUUUGGGUAUGGCGCCAGAGUAUGCCUGGGCAGAGACAUUGCGAUGAUGGAGCUAUUCAAGGGGCCGCUUCAGUUCUUCCGUCACUACAAGCCGUCUCAGGUGCCAGGGAAGCCGGAGGCGAAGUUUGUGAUCAAGGGAGGUAUUGGAUUCUGGCGGGACAUGUGGAUAACGAUCGACAAGCGCCCCCUGGUAAAGGCACAGUAA
Molecule: messenger RNA, 1551 nt
Organism: Aspergillus puulaauensis
Lineage: Eukaryota; Fungi; Ascomycota; Eurotiomycetes; Eurotiales; Aspergillaceae
Product: cytochrome P450
Exons: 5
Coding region: 1-1551 (516 amino acids)
Molecular function (GO): heme binding; monooxygenase activity; iron ion binding
Source: RefSeq, a predicted model, not a curated record